AUGGCUCCGGCACCAUCCGCUCUUGUUUUCGGUUCCCAGACUACUUUGCCGUCUGUCGAAGCGGCCUCAAGACUGCGUGCGGCGUUGCUCCUCGACCCUCGUCUAUAUCGGAUGCGUACCUCGAUCGAGUCGCUGCCCGAGAUAUGGCCCGCAUUAGCCAUCUCCGACCCUGCACUAGAACGUGUUGCUGGCCCUGCCGAGAAGUCUUUACGGCAGCUAUGUCGUUGGCUAUCCCACUCAGAGUUUCCUGACGCCACAGAGAUCUCGGAACUUCCAGCGACAUUCGUCACGCCGUUUACGGUCAUCCUCCAUACCGUCCUGUAUAUGCACUAUACAGAUGAAAACGGUAGUCGGGGACAUGCGGAUGUUCUCAGAGCCGUUCGGAACAAUGGGGGCGUGCAGGGCUUCUGCACGGGCUUCCUCACAGCAGUGUCGGUUGCCACGAGCCCUGACCUUGAGGCGUUGAGUCGUCAAGCAAGCGUCGCGUUGAGGCUGGCUGUUGCGAUUGGUGCAUAUAUAGACCUGGAUCUUCUAGACUCAGAUGUCAGCUCAGUUGCUGUCAGGUCUCGCGCUGGCAAGAAAGGCCUGGAAGAGACUCUCGCGCAAUUCCCUGGUGCAUAUAUCUCAGUAAUUACGGAUGAAUUAAAUGCUACGGUCACUGCACCCAGGGCCUCGCUUGACGCUCUCUCUCAGUCGCUCGCGUCAAACGGACUUUCCGCCAAACGAUUUGAUUUGCGAGGUCGAUUCCACCAUCCCGCACAUCAGAAAGCUCUUGAGGGUCUGUACAAUCUGGUAGCGUCGAACCCGGUCUUUCAGUUUUCCCACUCAGAGUUGCUCGCUCCCGUAUACUCUAAUAUCGACGGGCAGCUUCUCUCUUCGGAUUCUAUCAUCGAUACGCUGCUUCAGUCCAUACUAGUUCAGCGUUGCGAUUGGUAUGCGUCUAUCUCAACGGCUCUGCAUAAGCGCAGCAACGGAGAGAAGACAAGCGUCGUUCAAUUCAGUCUAGUUGAGUGCAUUCCCCCUUCCGUCCUGCGCCAGGCUCGUCUUUCUGUGCAGCGGAUAACGGACGUGCCCGUGCAAAACUCACCUGCAACUGUGCCUGCUCCAUUGAACGCUGUGAGAGCAAGAAUACAGACUUCAGAGCCCAUCGCAAUCAUCGGCAUGGGCUGCAAGUUUCCGGGGGCGGAUACCCUGGACGAGUACUGGCAGCUGCUAGCUCAAGGGACAUCCAUGUGCCGUACCAUGCCCGAGGAACGAUUCAAGACAUCUAGUUUACGAAGAUCGCCGGGCGAGAAACUCAAGUUCUGGGGUAACUUUGUCAAUGACGUGGAUGCCUUUGACCAUCGGUUCUUCAAGAAGUCGUCUCGUGAGGCGGCGAGCAUGGAUCCUCAACAGCGGCUUGUGCUGCAGGUUGCUUAUCAGACAUUAGAGUCGGCGGAGUAUUCUGGUCUCUCUGGGAUCAAGGCCAGCAGAGAUGUCGGGUGUUAUCUGGGGUUAUGUGCCUCAGACUACACCGAUAACGUGGCCUCACACCCACCCAAUGCAUUUUCCAGCCUUGGAACACUGAGGGCAUUUCUAUCCGGAAAAAUCAGCCAUUUCUUCGGCUGGACAGGACCGUCAAUUACAUAUGACACUGCAUGCUCUUCCUCAGCUGUAGCAAUUCAAGCUGCCUGCCGGGCUUUGCAGACGGGCGAAUGCUCGAUGGCGCUAGCGGGGGGAGUCAGUCUGUACACGAGCCCUAACUUCUACCAGAACCUCUCAGCCGCUUCUUUCCUGAGUCCUACUGGCCCAACGAAGCCAUUUGAUGCAAAGGGAGAUGGUUACUGUCGUGGAGAAGGGGUGGGGUUGGUCUUUUUGAAACCCCUAUCUUCAGCCCUGGCCGAUCACGAUAACAUCAUGGGGGUGAUUGCUGCGGCCGCAGUCAACCAGAAUCAAAAUUCGACCGCCAUCACGGUGCCGCAUUCUGAGUCACAGAUCGAACUUUACAGAAAGGUUGUCUCUGAGGCUGGCUUGCAUCCACAUGACGUCUCGUUUGUCGAGGCCCAUGGGACCGGCACGCCUGUGGGUGAUCCUAUCGAAUUCACCAGUAUUCGAACCGUAUUCGGCGGUAGCAAUCGAGCCAACCCUCUCGCCAUUGCAUCGGUCAAGGGAAACAUUGGGCACACAGAAGGCGCCGCAGCUUGCAUCAAUAACUAUGGUGCAGCUGGGAGCAAUGCUGCCAUGAUCGUGACUGAGGCCCCAACCGGUGCAAGAUCAGAGAAGCAGGGGACCCUACCAAAGUGUCCCAUUUACGUUUCUGCCAAUACUGUUUCAAGUCUGAAGGAGUACUGCAAAGAGCUGCUCCGAUCUUUGCGUGGCCGUUCUCCAGACUGCCUUGCUAGUCUCGCUUUCCAGCUUGCCAACUCCCAGAACCGCGGCUUUCCACAUGCACUGAUUACUUCGGUCACUUCGAAAGCUGAACUGGAGGACCAGCUGUCAGCAGUUGUUGAGAACAGGAAUAAUUCAUUGCAUACGGUUGCUCCAACAGAACGUCCGGUUGUUCUCGCAUUUGGUGGUCAAGUGGCCAGGUCAGUCGGCCUCAGUCGCCAGGUUUAUGACUCUUCUGCGGUCCUCCGAACACAUCUGAGUAAUUGCGAUGAUAUCCUCACCUCAGCCGGUUUAAAUAGUAUUUUUCCUGCUAUAUUUCGGAAGGAGCCAAUCGCUGAUGUUGUUCUGCUACACUCUGCGUUGUUUUCGGCCCAGUACGCCUGCGCUAUGACCUGGAUAGAGGCCGGGGUUAUCCCAGCUGCCCUAAUCGGCCACAGUUUUGGCCAGUUGACUGCUCUAUCAGUCGGCAGGGUCCUUUCUCUAAAGGACGGACUCGGUUUGAUCACAGAACGCGCAAAGCUUAUGCGGGACGCCUGGGGCCCAGAGCAUGGCUCGAUGGUUUCGGUUCAGGCAGAUGUCCAGACCGUCGCUCGCCUGAUGAAAGCAGCUGAGACCAAGGAUCCAAAAGAUGCGCUCGAAAUUGCCUGUUUUAAUGGGCCGACCAGCCACGUUGUUGUCGGCAGUGCAGAUGCCGCUGAUCGCCUGGAGGCCGCUCUUACUCAGGAGUCUAUCAGGUAUAAACGGCUCGCCGUCUCGCAUGGCUUCCAUUCCAAAUUCACUGAGCCGCUACUGCUUGGGCUGGAACAGUGCGCUGAGAGACUAACCUUCCGCACGCCAAAAUACGCCAUCGAGACGUGCUCGAGUGGCUCAUCUUGGUCGGAGUUCAACGCAUCCAUGAUCGUGCAACACACGCGGACCCCUGUCUACUACACAGAAGCCCUCGCUCGAAUUGAGGCCAAGCUGGGCGCAUGCACAUGGCUCGAGGUGGGUACCGGAGGUUCCGUGGCUGGAAUGAUUCGUGGUGCACUCAAUGUCCCCUCAGACCAUCUGAUCCAAGCUGUUAAUCUCGCAGGCGAGACUGGUACCGCAGCCCUGGCGGAUGCGACGGUCAAUCUCUGGAAGUCCAGUCAUAAAUUGCAGUUCUGGGCUUUCCACCGGAGCGAGAGAGAGUGCUACCAACCGCUUGAGCUUCCCCCCUACCAAUUCGAGAAGACGAGACACUGGCUUGACUGGAAAGACACAAUGACCGAGCAAGCUACAGUCACCCAAUCAACGAGGGAGGAGACCUCUGUUGAGGAGUUCUUGACGUUCGUCAAGUACAAAGAUAGUACAAAGCAACAGGCUGAAUUCCGAAUAAGCACGGAGCACGAAAAGUACUCUUUCUUUGUCAAAGGCCACGCUGUGCUCGCAGAGCCCUUGUGCCCUGCACCUUUAUACAUUGAUCUUGCCUGCAAAGCUGGUCAGAUGGUGUAUUCUGACACCAGUGAGACUCUCAUUAUACCCAGUGUCGAGGAUCUAGAGAUCCAGGCUCCGCUGGGUGUAGGCGACCGUGUCAUCAUCCUCCGGCUGCAACAGUCACCCUUCUUAAAGACGGCAUGGACGUUUUGUUUCUGCAGUAGACCUGUCAUGGGCAACUCAGCUGAGGAACAGCUCCAUGCCUCAGGGACAGUCGUCCUACGCGAAAACGACACUAAAACAGCGGCCGAGUUCUCCCGCUUUGGCCGCCUGGUAAGCAGCAAGCGUGUUCAGGAAAUGAAAUCUGACCCAGACUGUCAUAUCCUGCAAGGACCAGUGGUGUACCAGCUCUUCAGCAGAGUCGUCAGCUAUGCAGACUACUACAAGGGCGUGCAGAGCGUGUAUGCUUCUGGAGCAGAAGUGACGGGCAGGAUCAGGCUGCCCCCAACCGUUAAGGAUGCCGACACACGGCGGCCAUUACUCGUCGACAAUUUCAUCCAGACCGCUGGCAUUCAUGUUAACUGCCUAACCGACGUCGGUGCUAAGGAAGUCUACGUCUGCACCAAGGUCGACCGCGUACAGUCUGCGGCGGCCUUUACCGAGGACCUGGCCAACGUCGAUGCCUCUUGGAUUGUGCACUCUUCUUAUCAUCCGACGAGUGAGAAGGAGGUUGUGAAUGAUAUAUUUGUCUUUAAUGCAGCCACAGGAGAACUGGCAAUGUUCAUUCUUGGAGCACACUUUACCAGGGUCCAGAUUUCGUCGCUUGGGAGGGUCCUCUCUCGUGCCAAUACAGCAGAUGCUGCGCCGAUCAAGGUGGCCGUACCGGUCCAGUCACCUGCCCUGAGAGCACAACCAAAGAGGGUCUUGCUGCCACCUCUUACCAAGCGUUCGAUAACAAGACCGACUUUAGAGAUAUCUGAAAAGCUCAAGAAAACACUGAGUCGCGUUGUCGAGGUCCCGGUCGCCGACAUCCACGACGGCGGAAUCCUCGCAGACCUGGGCGUAGACUCCCUGCUAGGAACAGAAGUCUUGACUGAGAUCAACCAGGUAUUCAAUGUCUCUAUCCCUGCUGAUGAAUUUGCGCUCUUGACAGAUGUGGCCUCAAUUUCGAAAUGCUUGGCCUCGUACCUCGGCGUGCAUGACAGUGGCUCUCAGCCUGAGGACCUGGCCGAUGCAGACUCUGUUGAGUCUGAUUCAGACAUGCCAACAGGCGCUGUCACGUCCGGCAUUACCACUCCAGAUGACGCGGUAAGCAGGCUCGCAGAUUUGCUGGCUGAAAAUUUGGAGUACGACGGGACUAUUGAGGCAUCGAACAACCUGGCGGAUCUUGGCCUGGAUUCGAUACUGAGCAUUGAGCUGGCAAACGACAUUAAAAAGAUCUUUAACUGCGACGUCGACAUGUCGCAGCUGAACAUGGAAUCGACCUUUGCAGAUCUAAUUGCCCUUGUACCGGCCCUGAAUAUAGAGCAAAGCCUGUCGUCUGUUCCGGCGUCGCUAACAACGCAGGGCAGUGACUUCGAAAUGGCGCAGCACGCGUUUGAGCAAAUACGAUUCGACUACGAUAUCUAUACUAAGGAGACUGGUUUCUACGACUUUUGGAAGAGGGUCUAUCCUGCCCAAUCCAGGCUCGUGCUUGCCUAUACUGUCGAGGCAUUUGCUCAGCUUGGAUGCGAUCUCGCCCUGAUGCAUCCAGGCGACCGGCUACCCAAGAUCGGGUAUCUUCCCGCUCACGAGAAGCUUGUGCAGCAGUUAUACAACAUCCUGAGAGAUGGGAUGUUAGUUGCGACCAGCGACUCUGGUUUUGUUCGCUCAGACAAGCCUGUCGAUCCCACAUCGUCGACAAGAUUGCUGGAAGAGAUCAAUACGAUAGCACCGCAGCACGCCUCUGAACAUUCGCUACUUCAUAUUACAGGCUCUAAGUUGGCCGAUUGCUUGACUGGGACCGCUGAUCCUCUGAACCUGCUCUUCCGGUCAAAGGCAAACAGGGACUUGCUGGCGGAGGUGUACCUGAAUGGACCUAUGUACGCUGCUAUCUCCCGACUCCUUUGCAGCUUUCUAGGAAACGCCUUCUCAGAUAGACAGUCUUCUGGUACAUUCCAGAUCUUGGAGCUAGGAGGGGGAACGGGAGGCACAACAGGCCAUGUCCUCGACUACCUUGUUCGCUCUGGUAUACCAUUCACUUACACAUUCAGCGACGUGUCUGGUUCCUUCGUUGCGGCCGCUAGAAAAAAGUUCGCUGGCCGGCCCUAUAUGGAGUAUCAGGUCAUCGACAUUGAAAAGGAGCCGGCCGACUCGCUAACCGGAAAAUUCCAUGCAGUCAUAUCAACUAAUUGCAUCCAUGCCACGACUAAUCUCGAGAUCUCAACAGGAAACAUCCACAGAAUGCUCCGCCCGGAUGGAUUUGUGGCACUUGUCGAGUUUACACGCAAUAUGUAUUGGUUUGAUCUCGUCUUUGGACUGCUUGAGGGUUGGUGGUUGUUUGAGGAUGGGCGUCAGCAUGUCAUCGCAUCAGAAUCCUUCUGGAACACAAGCAUGCGCAAGGCUGGGUUCCAGCAUGUUUCGUGGACGGAUGGAGAUAGUUUUGAGGCACGUACAUUGAGGAUCAUCGCCGGUUUCAGAGCGCCGGCCGUCAACGAGAUCUAUACACCAAGACUCGAUAGCAGGGAUACAGAAACGGCGGUUGAGAGUGUGAUGUACAAGCAGGCAGACGGAAUCCCCCUAUUUGCGGACAUAUACUAUCCUCCCUCUGUCUCUAAUGAACCGCGUCCGAUAGCCCUGAUGAUCCACGGAGGCGGCCACAUUAUGCUCUCUCGCAAGGACAUUCGUCCAAAGCAAACGGCGCACCUGCACACGCUAGGCUUCCUCCCGGUCUCUAUCGACUACCGUCUCUGCCCCGAGACUACGUUGACAGAAGGGCCAAUGAGGGAUGUUAGCGACGCCAUGGCCUGGGCGCGGAGUACCCUUUGUUCGUUGCCAUUACUGUGUCCUGGCUUGACCCUUGAUCCCUCGCGCGUUGUCGUUGUCGGCUGGUCGACAGGCGGGCAUCUUGCCAUGACAACAGCAUUCACAUCCAUUGAACGGGGCCUAUCUCCUCCCGACGCAAUUCUGGCUUUUUACUGCCCGACCGACUACGAGGACCGUGUUUGGACGCAGCCAAAUUAUCCAGAGAAUACAGAUGUUGAUGGUCUAUCCCUGAUGAAGUAUAACCUGCUCGAGGGUGUACAGGAUCGUCCGAUAACAGCUUACAACAUCCCCCUUACAUCUAGGUCUAAUUCUAAGGCAGGUGGGACUCCAGCCGGGGGAUGGAUGGCACCGGAUGACCCCCGAUCAAGGAUUGUCCUGCAUAUGAAUUGGAAGGGCCAGUGUCUUCCCGUUUUGUUGCGUGGAUUGCCUCCUAGCAAUUCCCUUUCUCCAGGCGAUGCUGAGAAGUUGAUUUCUCAACCACAACCAGAGAUUGAGGAGAUCCAGCGUGUUAGUCCCUACGCGCAGAUCCGAAGGGGAGUUUAUCGCACCCCAACAUUUGUCAUUCAUGGCACAGAUGAUGAUCUUAUCCCCUAUGAGCAGAGUGUACGGACUGUGCAGGCUUUGAAGGACAUGGGCGUUCGUGCUGAAGUCAGUGUGCCACAGGGAAAGGCGCAUCUGUUUGAUAUGUUCAAAGACGCAGACGGGAGUUCGUGGGAAGUUGUAAAGAGAGGGUACGAUUUUUUGAAGGAGGAGGUGUCUGGGAAGUAA
Aspergillus nidulans FGSC A4 is the source of this 7554-nucleotide messenger RNA. Its product is annotated as protein pkbA. The coding region runs from base 1 to 7554 and encodes 2517 amino acids. The transcript is spliced from 4 exons. The record is from RefSeq and is a predicted model, not a curated record. Lineage: Eukaryota; Fungi; Ascomycota; Eurotiomycetes; Eurotiales; Aspergillaceae.